Messenger RNA from Salarias fasciatus (jewelled blenny), 1677 nucleotides. It is a transcript of the gene cist1, whose product is annotated as colon, intestine and stomach enriched 1. The record is from RefSeq and is a predicted model, not a curated record. The transcript has 4 exons. NCBI's taxonomy places the organism in Eukaryota, Metazoa, Chordata, Actinopteri, Blenniiformes, Blenniidae. Bases 120 to 728 code for a protein of 202 amino acids.
UUUCAGCCUGUAUUCAGAGCGCUCCACCUCGGACAUUCAAUACAUCCUGCAGUCAAGGAUGUCAUCUGUGUGCGUUUGAAUUUCACUGAUAUGACAGCGAGCCCAUUUCCUCUCCCAGCAUGACUGCAGCGAUGUGCCUCAUUCGCGUCCUGGUGCUCCUGUCAGCAGUGACAGUUUGCAGUGGCGGCAGCACUCCCUCUGGAGCGACAACGGAGGCUCCCACAAGCGCCGCACACCUCACCACUCCAGCUACAUUCACCACUGCGCAAACCGCCACCAGCACGCCACAGCUUCAGACAACAAUACCCAAAACACAAAAGACUACCAGAGCAGUCACUUCAGCCUCAGCUUCAGCACAAACAUCCGACAGGACGGAGAGGACUGAGCCCAGCACGCGCUCUAUGAACACAACAACAGUGCAGACAUCAGAGGAGGUUACUCGACGUUCCACACUUUCAGCUGCAUCAAACUCGACGGAUGUUCCUGUUGCAGCUACACAAACAAACACAACUAACUCAGCUCCUUCACCAGACUGGGAAAAGAGCGACUUGCUGGCAAACCCCGGCCUUGUGGCUGUAAUUUGCAUGUUCUGUUUCAUCGUUGCGCUUAUGAUGGUGGUCGCCGCAGUAAAAUGUAUUCAGUCACCCAGAGCCAACUUUGAGCGGCUGGAAGAUGUGCCCCUGGGCAAAGUGAGUGAGGAUUCUCCCUUUGCUAACUACUCAAAAUGAAACAGCGUUUCGCAUCAGGCACCAACUUCCAGCAGGACGACAGAAUGCUGCACAACUCUGCUGUGUCUGCACAGAAAAACCCACAGACAUGUUGUCUCGUCCAGCAGCAAGAGCCACUUUAGGCACACAAAGGGAGAAUGUUCUGGGUUUUUUUUCAUGCUCAUUCCUCUUUACAUUCCACUUUUGUCAACGCCCGUGGGAAAUUUCUGCCUCAGAUUUUUGCCCAACUUUUGUUUUACUUCAACUCAUUUAAUUUUUGAAACCUGACAAGUCUUGCAAUGAUGCUUGGCAACUGAGAAAAUCAACCUACAUUUAUUUUAUGUUACAAGUUAAGUGAAUAGCUUGAAGUGAUACAGAAAUUACAGGCUGGAAAAAAGUAAUACUGCUCGCACCUGAAAAUUAAUGUACAAUUCAAAAUCUUACAAAAAGGGAACAAGAAAAAGGUUAAAACUUAAAGCUGUUCUGGAGCAACGGGAGGUUGGUCCAGCCUUGAAAGUGACUGAUUCUAAUAGGUGUUCUAUUUUUUCUGUUUUACUUACAAUCCCCAAAGCUUCCUUUGACACAAAUUAGUACGAUACCCUUGUGAACAUCAACUGAGUAUUGUAAUGUAGAAAGUUGUGUAUUCCUAUAAAAAUUACGAAAAAAAGGCAACAAAAAAAUGGAAAAAAGCCAAUCAUAAAACUUCGAAAUGUAGGCUUUUCCUACAGAGAAAUUGCUAAGAAAAUCAAAUUAGGGACAACAGUUUUCUUUACCAUCACUUUCCUUUGCAAUUAUAGACACAUGUGCACACAUUUAUGAUGUGAAUCUUCAAGCUGAAAAUGGUAAACCUUCACAUACAGCGAGAUGCAUGUAAAUGCAUGUAUGUCUGUGUUUGUGUAAAAAAACAAAAAACAAAAAACAAACAAAAAAAUAUGUGUGUGUGUGUGUACACACACACACACACACACAC